UGCUCUAAAUAGUAAGGUAGUCUGUAUUCACAUAUUUUUUAUUAUAGUCACUUCCAAUUUCACUUCUGUUUCCAUAUAUUAAUACAAAAAUAUAAAUAAUAAUGGUACAGCAAAGCGGUCCACCAGAUGAUAAUUUAUUUAGAGCUUUCAUAAAUGCUGUUUACAACACUGUCGAUAGUCCGGUGACUUGGUUCAGAGAAAGAGUUGUAGAACCAAACCAGAAGAAGUAUCCUUGGUAUCACCAGCAAUUCCGUCGUGUACCUACAAUCGAUCAAUGCUAUGAAGACGAUGCUGUUUGCGAUUUUGAAGCCAAUGUACAAUUCAAACGUGAUAGAGCCGUUGACACUGAAAUUCUUACUAUACUGCGUCAACGAUAUGAAGACUGCAUGAUGUAUGAGGCACCUGAUUAUUUGACCUGCAAACCUCUUUGGGACAGAUACAAGGAUAGUGAAGAAGCUUGGUUUAUUAAGUAUGGUGACCUUGGAGCUUAUGCUGAUGCUAGAAAAGCAUAUAUGAAACAAAAGCAUCGCAUGAUUUGGGAACGACGCCACGGCAAUCUAUCUGACCUAACCAAGUAAUAAAUUAGUUUCCAACAGGUUAUAUACUUUCAUAAUAUAAUUAGAUGUAUUUGUUGAUGCAAUAAAUAAAUAAAUUAUUC
Molecule: messenger RNA, 658 nt
Organism: Achroia grisella
Lineage: Eukaryota; Metazoa; Arthropoda; Insecta; Lepidoptera; Pyralidae
Product: NADH dehydrogenase [ubiquinone] 1 beta subcomplex subunit 10-like
Exons: 4
Coding region: 102-578 (158 amino acids)
Source: RefSeq, a predicted model, not a curated record